This is a messenger RNA of Rhopalosiphum padi (bird cherry-oat aphid), 1496 nucleotides long. It is a transcript of the gene Daao1, whose product is annotated as D-aspartate oxidase. NCBI's taxonomy places the organism in Eukaryota, Metazoa, Arthropoda, Insecta, Hemiptera, Aphididae. The record is from RefSeq and is a predicted model, not a curated record. Gene Ontology annotation, molecular function: D-amino-acid oxidase activity; FAD binding. The coding region runs from base 143 to 1165 and encodes 340 amino acids. The transcript is spliced from 6 exons.
GUUCAAUACAUUAUUAUUGCAGUUUGUACUGUUUGUAGUACCUACAGAACACACGCAUGUUUUGUACGGUGUUGUAAUUAUUACGUUUCUGCUAGAUUUACGUUUGUUUAUAAAACAAAUAAAUACAUUUUGUUUUCUUAAAAUGGCGACAUCGCAGCGUAAAAAAGUGGCCAUUGUCGGUGCGGGUAUUAUCGGUGUUAAUUCAGUGCUGGAAGUUCUAAGGAGACAUCCGAAUUACGAUGUAACUUUGAUCGCGGAUAAGUUCAACGGAGAGACGCUCAGUGAUGGCGCAGCUGGACUAUUGCGGCCUGACACAUACGUUUUCGGUCCCAGCCUCGAAAUCUCUCAGAAAUGGGUUAACGAUUCUUAUAGUUUUUAUAAAAAAUUAUUAAAAAGUAGGGAUGGACCAUGCGGAAUAAAUGAAGUUUCUGGUUACAUGUUUUCGACUAAGAAUCCAGAUAUUAUAAAAAACCAUUACAUGAAAAAUUGUUCACCAGACUUCAGAGAAGCUACCGAUGAGGAAUUAAAAGCGCAUUCAUCUGUUGAAAGUCAAUCUAUAAUAAACUAUGGUAGCUUCUUUACGUCAAUAGUCAUUGAAUGUAAACUGUUCUUACCAUGGGCUUUAAAAAAGAUUAAUGAUAAUGGUGUAACUAUUAUUAAGCGAAAAAUCGAAUCUCUCGAAGAAUUGUGUGGCGAAUAUGAUAUUGUUUUUAACUGCACUGGGCUCAGAGCCGGAAAAUUAUGUAAUGAUGUGAAUGUGUUGCCUAUUCGUGGACAAGUAAUUCGGGUCAAAGCUCCUUGGAUUGAUAAAUUUUACUAUUACGAUUCCGACACCUAUAUAAUUCCAUCAAUAAGCGACGGGACUGUUGUACUCGGUGGAUGUAGACAUUUUGGCAGUCAUAACGAACAGGUGAAUGAACGCAACUCAGAAGAAAUACUAGAAAAUUGUAUAAGAUUAUUACCAUCAUUAAAAGAAGCGUUAAAAACGGACUACGAGAUUUGGGUUGGUCUUAGACCUUAUAGGAACAAAAUACGAGUAGAAACGGAACAUAUCGGUGAUACUGUGAUUGUACACAAUUAUGGACACGGAGGAUACGGAGUAACAUUAGCGCCUGGAACAGUGAAAUAUGCAGUUGAUUUAUUGACUUCAGAACAAUUAAUUUAACAUCAUAAACAUGUAAUGAAAUGACGUAUUUGGCUAUAGUGGUAUAUCAGUAUAUACUUAAUAUAAGUCUUUUACCUAAUAUUAUAAUAAUCGUUAUGUAAUUGUUUCGAUAAGUUUAAUGGUUCAAUUUAAUUAUGGUUGUAUUCUUGCAAUUAAUUAAAACAUAUAUUUCAUUGAUUAUUUCAGAAAUAUAGUAUUAUUCUUUAUGCAAAUUUAUUUUAUAAUCGUUGAUUAUUAAAAUACAAGUAUAUUAUUGUGUUUAGUAUUAGAAAUAUUUAUUAAUUGUAAAUGUCAAUGUAUGAUAUUCGUAAUAAAUACUAUAUAACAAAUA